Messenger RNA from Lotus japonicus, 1067 nucleotides. RefSeq lists its product as uncharacterized. The transcript has 5 exons. Lineage: Eukaryota; Viridiplantae; Streptophyta; Magnoliopsida; Fabales; Fabaceae. Bases 104 to 910 code for a protein of 268 amino acids. The record is from RefSeq and is a predicted model, not a curated record.
GAACUCAACUUCCUUCCAUUUUCCCUUUCCUUUGCUUGUUCCCGUUUAUUUUCCACUCGGCAGCUUACCAACCAAACCAACUUCUUCUUCUUCUCUUUUCACCAUGGACUCGCUUCCUUCGGUCUCACCCUCCAUGGUUCUUCCUCCCACUAACCCUUUCCACCGCCAUACCCGCCGCCUCGCUUUCUUCUCCCGCCACCACCGUCUUCCUCCGAGGCUCGCCUCCGCACCCGGAACGUGGAGGAGAAGGACGAACGAAAUCUCCUGCAGCAGCCUCGGCGCAGGAAAGAGCGAUGACGAGGAGGAGGAGGUGGAGAGGGCUCUUCACAUGGACGGUGCGAUUCCCGGCAACUCCGACGAGUUCCUCAAACGCGUUUCCUCUCGCGCUUAUGACAUGCGCAGGCACCUCCAUCAGUCCUUCGAUACCAGCAGCUACGACGUUUUAGAUGACAAUCCUUGGAGAGAAACUUCGAAGCCUGUGUAUGUCCUCACUCAAAAGGAAAAUCAAUUGUGCACAAUGAAAACCCGGAGAAAUAUAAGUGAAGUUGAAAGAGAGCUUGGCUUAUUGUUUCCCAAAGGAGGCAGCUGGAGAUCUGGAAUUGGAAAUCAAUCCAAAAAAGUGAGGGAAGGGACAAAGUUUCAAAUGCUUGUAGAAGAUAUUAGGGAUGGAGUGCUGGUAUUUGAAGAUGAAAAUGAGGCAGUGAAGUAUUGUGACUUGCUAGAAGGAGGAGGUCAAGGUUGUGAGGGUGUUGCUGAGAUAGAAGCCUCAUCGGUAUUUGAUCUCUGCAAGAAAAUGAGGGCUCUUGCAGUUAUAUUCCGCAGAGGGAGGACACCUCCUCUACCUGAAAGUCUUAAGCUCAAUCUGCGAGCUCGAAAGCGGUCCCUUGAAGACCAAGAUGAUUUGAUAUGAAAUUCAAUUCCCUUGCAAUGGGAGGGAAGCUACUGUAUGUUAAUAUAGUAAUUUGGCUAGCCCUCAAAAGAAACACAAAUAUACAUAAUGAUUACAUAUUCAUUCAUCAGUAUAGUAAAAGAAAAAAGAAUAUAGCAUGUAUAUAUAGUGUUCUCCA